This is a messenger RNA of Coffea arabica (coffee), 1679 nucleotides long. RefSeq lists its product as uncharacterized. NCBI's taxonomy places the organism in Eukaryota, Viridiplantae, Streptophyta, Magnoliopsida, Gentianales, Rubiaceae. The record is from RefSeq and is a predicted model, not a curated record.
GCCGAGCUGGCAUCCGCACGCCGAGCUGGUACCCGUGAGUUGUGAAGUCUCCACCGCCGACCCAGCGCGUACAACCUGCCGAGCUGAUACGUGUCACGUGCAGAUUUGCCCCACUACAGGAGACAAUCUUCUCUUCAUUUUUUGAAUUUUUUGAGUCCAAGAAGUUUUACUAGAUCGAGAUGUUUUCAACUCAACUUCUACGUUUCAGGAAAUUGUCUCAAAACCUUUUUAAAGAAAAAGAAAGAAAAAAAAAAAAGAGUUCACUGUUUCUAUUUUGGUAAUGGUGGUAUUGAAUGGUGGGUAUACUUGUAAUACGACUAUAUUUCCCAACUGUCAACUAAUUUUGGAGCCAAACUAUCCACAAAAUAAAACGUAAAUAUUUUCCCACCAAAAAAAAUAGAAAAGAGACAAACAAAAAGUCCGCACAGAUUCACAAAGAUUUCAAUAAUUCUUCAGCUCUUCACUUCCUUCACGCCUUCAACCAUCUGAAACUAUUUAAUCAAAUAAAAAAAGAAGAAAAAAAAAAGGAAAAAGCAGAGUUCAGAAGCCCUAAUUUGCCAAUUGAGCCUUGUUUGAAGCAAUUCAAGUGAUCUGCAUCAGUUUUCUGUUAGAGAAACGGGAAAAAUGAGUAAUUUGAGAGCAAUUUGUAGGCCGUACGCAGUGUUCUCUUGUUGCCGAUCAGUGGUUAGGGUUAGGGUUUCAAUUGGGAGCCCUUUUAAUUUGGGGUCUCCAUCAUUAUCACCGAAAUCUUCUGUUUCCGUAUUUUUAUCUCCUCCGCCGUUGUUAGGGUUGGAUUCUGCCAUAAAAAUGGAACCUUGGGCCACCAGAUGGAGAUUGAAUCAGCAGAGAAGAAUGGGGGUUAAGGCUUCCUCAAAUUGGACAGACUCUAAAUCUCCCUAUGACACCCUAGAAAAUGGGCAUUUGUUUGAUUAGAGAGGAAGAUGAGUUGGAAAGAGAUGCAGAUGAGGAGCAAAUAAAGGUAGCAUACAGACGUUUAGCAAAGUUCUAUCAUCCGGAUGUUUAUGAUGGUAAAGGGACUCUUGAGGAAGGGGAAACAGCUGAAGCUCGAUUUAUCAAGAUUCAGGCUGCAUACGAGUUGCUUAUAGAUCAGGAGAAGCGAAGGCAGUAUGACAAUGAUAAUCGUGUUAAUCCAAUGAAGGCAUCUCAAGCAUGGAUGGAGUGGAUCAUGAAAAAACGAAAAGCAUUUGAUCAGCGGGGUGACAUGGCAAUUGCAGCCUGGGCUGAACAGCAGCACCGUGAAUUAAAUCUCCGUGCACGGCGUCUUGCCCGAUCAAAGAUUGAUCCUGAAGAAGAAAGGAAAAUACUCGCUAAAGAGAAGAAGGCAUCUUUGGAGAAUUUCAAUAAUACUCUGAGGCGUCAUACACUGGUAUUAAAGAAGAGAGAUUUAAUGCGAAAAAAAGCCGAAGAAGAGAAGAAAAAAGCCAUCAGCAGGCUUUUGGCUGCUGAAGGCCUAGAGCUUGAAAAAGAUGAGAAUGAAGAUUUGUAAAGGUUGAUCCUUGUGUCUGAAUUCUGGUACUUAAAACCAUACAAUGUUAUCAGAGGGCUUUUCAGGCAAAGAAAUCUGUUGUAUUGUAUAUAAAGAAAAGGACAUUGUACAUACGGAUUUUCGGUUGAUAUAAAGAAGAUUAGUGAAUACAGCACCCUUGAGAUUGUUUCAA